AUGUCGCAUUUUAUGAGGCUACCUAUCGAACUGGAGAAGCAGCGAGGGGAGGAUAAUAAUGCCGCCUUCCUCAAAACGUACGGGGCCACACCAUCCCUGAACAUGAUCGAACAGAAGAAGAAAUACCCAGCUCUGUGCCUUGGCCUUCUAGAGGUCAAUACGACCAUUCACGCAGAAGCUGCACCAAUCCUCUACGAAAGAAACACAGUGGUUCUGCCCAAUGCCCCAUUGGCAGCCAAAUUCUUCCACGACUGCCUCGGUUCCGCCGAGAAAAGACUUUGA
Letharia columbiana is the source of this 282-nucleotide messenger RNA. RefSeq lists its product as uncharacterized. Bases 1 to 282 code for a protein of 93 amino acids. Lineage: Eukaryota; Fungi; Ascomycota; Lecanoromycetes; Lecanorales; Parmeliaceae. The record is from RefSeq and is a predicted model, not a curated record. The transcript has 2 exons.